AUUUCUUUUUUGUUUUUUUUUGUGAUUUUUUUUUAAUUUUGCUAAAUCUAAAGUGUUUCUGACCUUUUCAUCGUUUUUCUUAUUGAUAUUUGACGCGAUAAUUUUUUGCUAAUAAAAAAAGAACAAAAACAAUGGAUACGUUAACAGCCAAUUUGAAUGCACUUUCAUUGAGUGAAGAACAAACCGAUAGUGUUGAAAAUCUUUUCAGUAAGAAUCAAUCGUUGGAUGCUAACGCAUUAAAAGAUGCAUUAGAUAUUGUUGGCUUUAAAUUGCCAUUAUGGCGUGUACGGAUUUUGAUUGAAGAUAUUGAUAAGAAAAAAUCAUUCCUUCAGGAAAAAAGUCGUUUGACAAAAGAAGAAUUCAUUAAAUUAUGUAUGGAUCUAAGGGCACAGGAUGUUGCCAAUUCAUUCAAAUCGACUAUAUCGAAACGUGGUAAUCUUGAAACAUUGGGCGGUAUGUCGGAAGCCAGUUCAUCUGGUACUACACAUUCCGUUAGACAUGAAGAACAAGUGGCCUUUUCCGAUUGGAUUAAUACACAUUUAUCAUGCGAUUCGGAUCUAAAAUCCUUAUUACCAAUCGAUUUAGAAGGCAAAACAUUAUAUGAUAAAGUAAAAGAUGGUAUACUUCUUUGUAAAAUUAUCAACCAUUCAUGUCCUGACACCAUUGAUGAACGUGCCAUAAAUAAAAAAAAUCUAACUCUUUAUACCAAACAUGAAAAUCUAACAUUGGCUUUGAAUUCGGCCCAAGCUAUUGGUUGCAAUAUAAUCAAUAUUGAUGCACAUGACCUUUCGAAAGGAAGGCCACAUUUGGUGCUUGGUUUGCUAUGGCAAAUUAUUCGUAUCGGCUUAUUCAACCAGAUUACAAUCGAACACUGCCCUGGGCUGGUUAAUUUAUUGAACGAUAAUGAAGAGAUGGGUGAUCUAUUGAAAUUGUCACCCGAAGAGAUACUGAUUCGAUGGGUUAAUUACCAAUUGGAAAAAGCCAAUGUUGAUCGAAGAAUUUCAAAUUUCACUAAUGACAUUAAAGAUUCAGAAGUAUACACUCAUCUUUUGCAUCAGAUUGCACCACCAGAAAAAAAUGUCAACAAGGAUGCCUUACGUGAACGGGACAUGCUUGAAAGAGCCGAAAUGAUGUUGAAACAAGCAGAUAAAUUAGGUUGUCGUAGUUUUCUGACACCUCAAAACGUGGUCGAUGGAGUGUAUAAAUUAAACGUUGCAUUCGUUGCCAAUCUUUUCAAUAAUUAUCCUGGUUUGGAUACGCCUGAAAAUAUUGAACCAUUAGAAACGAUAGAAGAAACGCGAGAAGAAAAAACCUAUCGAAAUUGGAUGAAUUCGAUGGGUGUGGAUCCCUAUGUUAAUUGGCUAUACAGUGAUUUGGCUGAUGGCAGGAUCAUUUUUCAGCUUUUCGAUAUAAUUCAACCCGGUAUUGUAAAUUGGUCCCGUGUGCAUCAAACAUUCAGUAAAUUGAAAUAUUUUAUGGAAAAAAUUGAAAAUUGCAAUUAUGCCGUAAAACUUGGCAAAGAAUUGAAAUUUUCAUUAGUCGGUAUUGCCGGUCAAGAUAUUUCUGAAGGUAAUCCAACACUGACACUUGCUUUGGUAUGGCAAUUGAUGCGUGCAUAUACUCUUUCAAUUCUAUCAAAAUUAACUAAUCAUGAUUCAAAUGGUUCAUCACCUAACGUCAUUGUUGAAAAUGAAAUCAUCGAAUGGACUAACAACAAGUUGCGAGAAGCAGGCAAAUCAUCAACAAUCAAAAAUUUUCAAGAUUCAUCCAUUUCAACAGCCAUUCCUGUCAUUGAUCUCAUCGAGGCCAUCAAACCAGGAUCAAUCAAUUAUAGCCAAUUAUAUGAAGGCAACACGCAUGAGGAAAAAUUGGCAAAUGCUAAAUAUGCUAUUUCGAUGGCGAGAAAAAUCGGUGCCCGUAUCUAUGCAUUACCGGAAGAUAUUGCCGAAGUAAAAAGUAAAAUGGUCAUGACAGUUUUUGCCUGUUUGAUGGCUAGAGAUUACAUUCCAAAUAUGGGUAAAGCUGUCGAUUCUCUCAACAACAGCAAUAACAAUGACAACUAUGUCGAUUAAUAAUUUGGUUCAAAUAUAAAUGGUUCAAUUUUUUCAAAAUCAAAUUUUUUUUCUCUCAACAAACAUUCUAAAAAUUUGCAAAUAAA
Molecule: messenger RNA, 2158 nt
Organism: Dermatophagoides pteronyssinus (European house dust mite)
Lineage: Eukaryota; Metazoa; Arthropoda; Arachnida; Sarcoptiformes; Pyroglyphidae
Gene: Fim
Product: plastin-2 fimbrin
Biological process (GO): actin filament bundle assembly; actin filament network formation
Cellular component (GO): actin filament bundle; actin filament; cytoplasm
Molecular function (GO): actin filament binding
Source: RefSeq, a predicted model, not a curated record